AUGGCGCUUUCCCAAAGAUCUGUUCGCGCCUUGGACCGCCUCCGAACGUACUCCCCUCCGCCAACGCAAUGGUAUAACUGCCCCCUUACGAGACGCGCGGCAGUCCUUAUAUUGCUCUUUCCGGACCGGCAUGGCGAGCUCAAGGUGGUCCUCACGAUGCGCAGCGCGCAGUUACGCAACUAUGCGGGACAGGCUGCGCUGCCCGGAGGCAAAGCAGAUACACUCGACGAGUCGCCGUGGGACGUCGCACGACGCGAAGCGGACGAGGAGAUCGGGCUGCCCAUGAAUGAGGAGAAGCUUCGAGGAUUUACCGUGGAGCACCUUUGCGAACUCCCUGCGAACCUUGCAAAGACCGAGCUCGGAGUGCGGCCCUGCGUCGCCUUUCUGCGUCCGGCAGAGACAUCCUCCGACGUGCCCGCUUCCUCCGACACGAACAGUCUCUCUGUAGAAGAAAGGCUUAUGCCGCGCCUCGACCCCAGGGAAGUAGCAGCGGUCUUCACGGCGCCGUUUCACAACUUCCUGCGCAAAGGGUGGGAGGGUGAAGGCCCGCCACCAGUGCAGAAAGACGAGCCUAGCGCAUUCGACAGCCUCACCACCUUCAGAGUAUUUGGCAUGACAGCAAGAAUACUAGUCGAUGCGGCCCGAGUGGCAUAUGGCGAAGAGCCUGAAUUCGAGCACAACAGCCACCAUGGGGAUGAAGAGAUGAUAGGGAGGUUGUUGAAGAUGGGCAGGCUCAGUGAAGUGAGGAAGAAAGGUGAGGUACUUACGCGCGAGGUACUGAAAGAAGCCAGUAAAAUCUAG
This is a messenger RNA of Alternaria novae-zelandiae, 801 nucleotides long. RefSeq lists its product as uncharacterized. Gene Ontology annotation, molecular function: coenzyme A diphosphatase activity; acetyl-CoA hydrolase activity. Bases 1 to 801 code for a protein of 266 amino acids. NCBI's taxonomy places the organism in Eukaryota, Fungi, Ascomycota, Dothideomycetes, Pleosporales, Pleosporaceae. The record is from RefSeq and is a predicted model, not a curated record. The transcript is spliced from 4 exons. Gene Ontology annotation, biological process: coenzyme A catabolic process.